GGAGUGUCAGUGACUGCAAUGCACCAGAAGGACUCGAACCACGAGCCUCUUUACGCGAAUUCCACCAUGUCCAAACCUGGUGUUGGUGGAGAUCCCGCUGUUUCCCGAAGUGAUGUGGUUGCUAAGCAAACCAUCCAGGAUUCCCACGAAUACAUGGAGAUGAAGGCAAUAGCUGACCCUGGUAUUUCACCCAACCAUCAAACCACUCUACCUGAUAACUCUUCUUCUCUGCAUCCAACACAGUCAGCAUGUGCUUCAAAUCUGAAAGGGGGUUCAACUUCAGAUGCCAUACUUCAACAAAACUUGAAUUCCUGUGACGGGGGAUACAUAUCUUGCUCAGUUCCUUUAACAUUUCACAAGAGAGGAGUUGCAACAGAGAGUAUUGAUUCGGUGAUCACCACAUACUUAUGAAUUAUAUCCCAAUGAUUGAAUUGAAAAGUUGUCAUAUUCCAUAGCUAGAAAAAUGACUUGUUUCCGGCUUAAAUAGUUAGAAUAGAACAAA
Molecule: messenger RNA, 502 nt
Organism: Lytechinus variegatus (green sea urchin)
Lineage: Eukaryota; Metazoa; Echinodermata; Echinoidea; Temnopleuroida; Toxopneustidae
Exons: 2
Coding region: 19-411 (130 amino acids)
Source: RefSeq, a predicted model, not a curated record